Molecule: messenger RNA, 2631 nt
Organism: Boeremia exigua
Lineage: Eukaryota; Fungi; Ascomycota; Dothideomycetes; Pleosporales; Didymellaceae
Exons: 1
Coding region: 1-2631 (876 amino acids)
Biological process (GO): transmembrane transport
Cellular component (GO): membrane
Molecular function (GO): ATP hydrolysis activity; ABC-type transporter activity; ATP binding
Source: RefSeq, a predicted model, not a curated record
AUGGAGUCCUCACCACCCGCUUCGCUGUAUCCAGCUAUGGCGCUCCUGCAUUACAUGCAUGCGCCCACUGUUGGGUUCUUCUUCCUGGGAGCAACAGCAUUCAGCCUGUGCAUAUUACAGAAACCCGUUCCGAUCUCAUAUCGAAGGAGGAGAGGCGUCUUUGCCAUCACGACACUCAUUUUGAUUACAUACGUGACGGAAGUGCUAUACUACUUCAGCCGAUCACUUGCAGAUGCACAGUAUACGCCUCCAGAGCCUGCAGCGAUCCGGUGUUUAGGCUCCAUCCUGGUCUGGGGGCCCCUAUCUUACGCCAUAUGGACAUCAACACUGCUGAGAUGGCACCCUUACUUCGGCGCAUUCGUUCUUCAAUUCGCAUUCGAGACGACAACAUGCCUCAUGAGCGCUGCUUCUAUACCCAGCAACGACCGAUCAACCAAUGCACCCUUCGCUCUCGGCUGCAUCAGAGCUAGCAUCUCAUUAGUCCUUUUAAUCGACAGUUUCGCCAUCACAGUCACGAAGCACGCAGAAAAGAGCACCGAUGAAGAGAACCAGUCACUCCUGCCAAAACCAGCGAAUGGUGCUGCAGCUCAGAACGGCGACGCAGGAUACGGGAGUAUCGAGCAGAAUGCAUCUGAAGAUGAGGAAGAGACUCCAACAGAUAAAGACAAGGAGCUGAAAGAGCAGCAAGCGAAGCGCCUGGAGGAAGAAGGCGGCUGGUACGGCUACCUCAAGUCAUUUGCUAUCUUCUUGCCAUAUGUGUUUCCACGCGACGACUGGAUGGUCAUGGGAGCACUGGGAGUCCGCCUUGUUCACAUGCUUGCUGAGCGCGCCCUCAAUCUUUUGACGCCUAGACAGCUUGGUAUCAUCACCAACGAACUGAGUCGUAACACGGGCGUAAUGCCUUGGAAAGAUGUUGGACUAUGGGUUUUCUUCCAGUGGAUCAGCAGCUACGCGGGACUCGGCUUCAUUGACGGUAUUGCCAGCAUGGUCAUCUCGAACUCAGCUUAUCGACGGAUUACUUUGUUGGCAUACGAGCAUGUUCUGAGUCUUUCUAUGGACUUCCACACGUCGAAAGACUCGGGCGAGGUAUUGAAGGCAGUCGAGCAAGCCUCGUCUCUAAAUUCGCUAGUUGAGAUGGUUCUGUUUGAUAUUUCGCCCAUUCUUCUGGAUCUGGUUGUCGCCAUGUGGUACGUCACGCAUCUCUUCGAUGCUUACAUGGCCUUCAUCAUUCUUUUCAUGGGCUUCGCAUACACCUGUAUCGGAUGGUACUUCACAACACUGUCACAGCCAAAGAGACGCGAUUACGUCGAGAAACAGCGCACUGAAAGCUCGACCGUGAACGAAACGGUGCACAACUGGCAGACAGUCGCAUACUUCAACCGCUUGAACUACGAGCAUGCACGCUACGCAGCCAACAUCAUGAACACAAUCAAAGCCCAAUACGCAUACUACUUCCGAUCCAUGGGCGGCCACGCUGCGCAGGAUAUGCUUACGACUUUCGGCUUUGCAGCCUGCUGUGUCUUUGGCAUGACGCAGAUCGUCGCUGGCCGCAAGCAAGUCGGCGAUCUCGUCACUCUGAUCAUGUACUGGCAUACGAUGACAAGCCCUCUGUAUGUCUUGUCGUAUAGCUACAGGCAUAUCUCCAGUUCUCUGAUCGACGCAGAGCGGUUGCUCCAGAUGCUCAAGACCAAUCCCUCUGUGGCUGACAAAGAGGGCGCCAGGGAUCUGACCGUUGACAAUGGAGUGGUGGAGUUUACUGGCGUUGAGUUUGCGUACGACGAGCGCAAGCCCAUCAUCCGAGGUGUCGAUCUGCGAGCCGAGGGUGGGCAAACGAUUGCUUUUGUCGGCGAGACAGGCGGUGGCAAGUCAACUAUGCUCAAGCUACUCUUCCGCUUCUACGACGUCACUGGGGGGUCCAUCAUGAUCGAUGGCCAAGACCUUCGCUCAGUCACCCAGUCCAGUCUCCGUGAUGCGCUCGGCCUUGUUCCUCAAGACCCAGUUCUCUUCAACCAGACCAUUCGCCAGAAUGUGCGCUACGCUCGUCUCGAUGCCACAGACACUGAGAUUGAAGAUGCAUGCCGUGCGGCAGCUAUUCACGAUGACAUCGUCGGCUUCCCAGAUGGUUACAACUCGAAAGUCGGCGAGCGCGGAGUAAGGCUCAGCGGCGGUCAGCUCCAAAGAAUAGCCAUCGCACGUGUGUUGCUCAAGAACCCCAAAAUCGUACUCCUCGACGAGGCCACGUCAGCAAUCGACUCUGGUAUCGAGGCUCUCAUCCAAGAAGCCUUCCGCAAGCUUAGCAAAGGACGUACUACAUUCGUCAUUGCCCAUCGUCUCAGUACCAUUGUUGAUGCGGACCAGAUUCUUGUCAUUGAAAAGGGUGCGAUUUUGGAGAGAGGGACGCACCAGGAGCUGCUCGAGAAGAGCGGCAAGUACAACGAGUUAUGGACCAAGCAGACUGCAGGACACUUGUCGAAUGUGGGCAGUAAAGUGCCGUCCAAAGCGAAUUCGACGAGUGGCGAGGUUGAUGCAAGUACGCCGUUGAUUGAUAUAACGCCUGCCGUGGAGGACGAGGCGACCGCGACUGGCAGGAGUGACGGCGAAAGCCAGGACAAGGUGGAGAGGCGGAAGUGA